AUGUCCACUUCAUGGACUCCGAUCUCUCUAUUUUAUGUAGCUGCCAGUCUCCUCUUGGUGCAAUGUGUUGAUUUAAAUUGCCCGGAUGACUAUGAUCGUUCGCAGUACCUCGAUGACCAAACUCGCAACUAUCUUCUCUGUUGGACAGUCGACUGGCAUCACAAAGUCAUCACGUUUGCCGCCAAAGUCGCCACCACCGGAUGGUUUGGUUUUGGCAUCUCUCAGAAAGGAUACAUGCCCAACUCGGAUGUACUGAUCGGAUGGGUAAAAGACGGAAAAGGGUUCUUGCAGGAUCGAUUUGCCUUCGACCGAUCUCUCCCACCUCUAGACCCUAUUCAAAAUGUGAGACUGAUCUCGGCAAGAGAAGAAGACGGGACAACCACGUUGGAAUUUAGAAGAAAACUAGAAGCUUGCGAACGGCGUGACCACAGCAUUGAGAAAGGCACAACCCGAAUCAUAUUCUCUUACAAUCCACACGACCCCGAGUCUGAAGACGCACUAUCCAAGCACACAAUUGCGGGCAGGGUGAGCGUGAGCCUUUUGAGCGGUACCGGGAACGUUGAACCAGCACCACUCGAGUCCGACCACAAAUCGUUUCUUCUAGGAAACCCGAGUGUGAGAGUACCUGCCAGACCAACUACCUACUGGUGUGUUCCAUUCGAGCUGCCAACACUGCAAAGCGAAGCCCACGUGAUCAGAUUUGAGCCCGUCAUACAGGAAAAUCACAAGCAGCUUGUACACCACAUACUAAUAUAUCAGUGCAGCGAUGACGUCAUACCUCAUCUUCAGGAAUCGUGGGACUGUGACCAUCCACUCGAUCACAUUCCCCCGCACAUUCGCACAUGCCGAGGCGGAGCUGUGGUCUACGCGUGGGCAAUCGGUGGAACAGCAUUGUCAUUUCCUUCCAAUGCGGGAUACCCUUUCAGCGGUGCUACAGGGAUCCAAUAUGUUGUCAUGGAAACUCAUUAUAACAACCCUGAAAGUAGCCCUUCCUACGUUGAUAGUUCGGGUGUGAAGAUGUAUUACACACCCACCAAGCGACCCCAUGAUGCAGCUACUCUCAUGCUUGGUCAUCACGUGUCAAUCUACAGCUAUCAGCUGCUAAUGCCAUCCAGAAAGAAAGACAUCAUUCUAGAGAACAUCUGUCCGAACAGUUGUACUCAAGCGGGUCUACCACAAGAAGGUGUCAACGUAUUUGCUAGCUUUCUCCAUUCCCACACUGCUGGGAGAGGUAUGUGGGUAAAGCAUAUACGAAAUGGAAUCAAGCUCCCUGACAUCGACCGAAAUGACAACUAUGAUUUCGAUUUUCAGGAUGUAGUCUUACUGGAGAAUGAAGUAAAAAUCCUCCCUGGAGACGACGUGCAAGUAUUCUGUAGGUACCACACAUCUAACAGAAAUCAAGUGACGCUGGGUGGACUCAAGACCAUGGAUGAAAUGUGUCUGGCUUUCCUAUUUGUUUAUCCCAAACCAAAGUUAAGUACUUGCCUCAGCCACAUUCCAUGGUCUUCAUUGAUUCAAUAUCUCUCAUAUGCAUCCCUACUUGGAGAAUUUGUCGACAACGGAAAUAGAUCCGCAGACACAAGAACACAGCUAAUACAGCUUGGCAAAGACUUAAAGAACAUGAAAUUCAAAACCAGAGCUUCACAUCAGCUCUGGUCACAAACAUACUGGUCCAGUAGAAAAAGAGAAUUCACAUGUUCCACCUCCUUUGACGAAAACCUUUUGAAAGGUACUCGUGAAACGUAUUUACCAGCCGAAAAGAAAGGACAACGUGUAAUAAGAAAAUUACAACCAAAAUUAUGUUUAGAUUCUGAUGCUGAAAAGGUUUCAAGUUAUCUUUGGAUUAUCACUGUCCUAUUAACAAGGAUGUGGCUGUAACAAUUAGACAUCAAAUGUUCCUUUGACCACAAUGAAAACUUCUUAAGUGUAGAAGAAUGUUAACAGCUUGUUCAUCUAUCAUAAGUACGACAUAAAUAAACCACUAGUGUCUAUAAAUUUGUUCAAUAUAUAACCUAUU
Corticium candelabrum is the source of this 2017-nucleotide messenger RNA. Its product is annotated as DBH-like monooxygenase protein 1 homolog. The transcript is spliced from 15 exons. The record is from RefSeq and is a predicted model, not a curated record. NCBI's taxonomy places the organism in Eukaryota, Metazoa, Porifera, Homoscleromorpha, Homosclerophorida, Plakinidae. Gene Ontology annotation, molecular function: dopamine beta-monooxygenase activity; copper ion binding. Gene Ontology annotation, biological process: dopamine catabolic process; norepinephrine biosynthetic process; octopamine biosynthetic process. The coding region runs from base 1 to 1878 and encodes 625 amino acids. Gene Ontology annotation, cellular component: secretory granule membrane.